This is a messenger RNA of Chinchilla lanigera (long-tailed chinchilla), 2868 nucleotides long. It is a transcript of the gene Tmem126a, whose product is annotated as transmembrane protein 126A. The coding region runs from base 403 to 990 and encodes 195 amino acids. The record is from RefSeq and is a predicted model, not a curated record. Gene Ontology annotation, cellular component: mitochondrion. NCBI's taxonomy places the organism in Eukaryota, Metazoa, Chordata, Mammalia, Rodentia, Chinchillidae. Gene Ontology annotation, biological process: mitochondrial respiratory chain complex I assembly. The transcript is spliced from 5 exons.
GGUACCGGGAACCGAAUGCCAAUUUAUUUUUAACCAGAGUUCAGGAGGCCAACUUCAGGAGCAGAGUUCUACCGAGCAGGAAGUAACAUGCCUCGGUAGAUUUUCAGAUGGAAGAGUCGGAUUUAACGUCACUCAUUUUAUACCUCAAAACUGCACAGUUUCUACAGGCUGGCGGGAGGGGUGAAAUGGUUUCUGCCACAGCCAAACCUUCAGGUUUACACCCGCAGGUCUCGCCCGGACGGAAGUCCCUAACAGGAAGUAGCAUUAGCGGCGGAGUCACGUGUCACCCAAACAUGGCUGCACCCUGGCAAGUGGAGCAAAGGUUGCAGUAAUCCGCGGCGUGCUGGAGGAGAAACGCGGGAGGCGAGUCUAAGGUGGUAGCAUUCCGGAAUAAGGCUCAAGAUGGAAAAUCACAAGCCAGAUGAUACUAAGGAAAACUUAACUGAUAUUAUAGCCAGAAAAAUUAACCAACUUCCAGAAACAGACAGGAAUCUACUUGAAUAUGGUUCAGCAUAUAUUGGACUUAAUGCUGCUUUCUGUGGUCUAAUAGCGAACAGUCUUUUUCGGCGCAUCUUGCAUGUGACAAAGGCUCGUAUAGCUGCUGGCUUACCAAUGGCAGUGAUCCCAUUUUUGUCAGCAAGUACCUCUUACACAAGUUUUGUAAGUUUACCUCUGAGUACAGGUGAUUUGAAUUGUGAAACCUGUACCCUGACACGGGCUGGACUGAUUGGUUUAGUUCUUGGUGGUCUGUACCCGACUUUCUUGGCUAUACCUGUGAAUGGUACCCUAGCAGCCAGGUACCAAACAGCCCUGCUACCAGAGAAAGGAAACAUCUUAACGUACUGGACUAGAAUAUCCAAGCCUGUCUUUAGAAAGAUGUUAUUUCCCUUUUUACUUCAGACUGUGUUUGCAGCGUACCUUGGGUCUAGACAAUAUAAGCUACUUAUAAAGGCUCUUCAGUUGCCUGAACCAGGUCUAGAAAUUAACUGAUUUUUAAACAAAUAUGUAUAUAAAAAUAAAACUGAAAAUAACCUGUCUCUAAUGUUAAAAAUAAACAUAGAUUUAUAAUUUAACACAUGAGGUACAAGGCUACAUAGGGCAACAAAAGGCUAACUCUCAGUAAAAACUAAUCACUUAAACAAGCAUAGACAGGGGUUGUCCUCUGUGGUAGUGCUUGCCUCCCAUGCAUGAAGCCCUGGGUUCAAUCCCUAGCACUGUGCCAAAAAAAAAAACAAAAAAAACCCCUAAUUUCUCUGUAGUUUGCUCAACACUGUCUUUUCCAUCUUGCUUGUGCCACUCCUUUACUUCAGGCAUUGAUUUUGGUUUAUAAUGCAAAAGGAAAAGCUAACCAUACAGCAGCUUUCACUGAUGACUUCCCAAAGCCAGACAGAAAGGAAAAAGAUGUCAAUAUAGCAAAUUUACAUAUGCAUCAUUUUCUCAGCUCAGUAUUACAUAAGAUUGUUAAUCCAUAAAAUCCUAGAAUAUAUUUAAUAACCUUCACAAGAGACCAACCCAAUCUACAUCCUUGGAAGGUUCUAGUUUUAUAAGAUUUAGACAAAGUCCAUUUGAAGCUUCCAGAUAUUUUAGGACAGUUCUUUAGAAUCACAGACAUAAGCCUUUUUUCCGUGUAUGAUAUUAGACACUAACAUCUGGGUACUAAACACUUAGUACCCUUAUCAGUAACCUCACUGAAGGCAGAUAUUGCAUAGUAAGUUGCUAACAUUGCACCUGACAAACCAAGUACUAAAAUAGCCAUAUCCCUUGUGUUGUUCCUGGUUUACUUCCUGAAAUAUAUUAUGGAUUCAUUUCCUUAGGUCAUUUAAAUUUUUGAAGUGAUCUGCUAUAUCCUCUUUCCAAACAUUUCUCAUCCUAGUUCUUUCUUUUUUGUGGCAGUGUCUAAAUCAGCCUUGUCCAACAGUACUUUCUGUGACAGAAAUGUUUUGUAGCUAGUCAGUGUUAGGCACUAGCAAUAUAGGUUUUAAGCAACCGCAUGGGAAUACACAGCUACGGUAGCAGACAGUGCACUGGUCUAGAUCAACACUUUAAGAAAGCCAGUCACCACAGAAGAGUACAAAACAAAAUCUUAAGUUAUCUUCCUGUAUCAUAUUCAUGAGUACAUCUUACCUAGUCCUCUCAAAUAUAGUGACUUAUCUUAAUAUUAUGCUACCUAAUAUUCUAUAAAGAAUUCAGAAAAGGCAGCUUUGCAAGAUUAGAAAAAAAUAAAGCAGUGCUGCCAGAGAUUUAAAGUUCAAGUAAAAUUAACAAAUUUUCAGUUUUUCUGAAAACAAGAUUUAUUUUUUCAAUAGACACAUAACAUGUAUUUUCUACCAAACUAAUAUAUGCACAAAGAGAAAGAUAUGUCAAAAUGUUUACUGUAGAUAUCCUCUAGGUUAUAGUUACAGGUGAUUUUUUUUGCUUUAUUUGUAAUUUUCCAAUCUUUCUAUAAUAAAUGUGUUUGACUCUCACAGCUAAGGAAAAAGCAAAUAUAUGUAUAUAUGCAAACUAAGAUACCAAGAUAAAGGCUCUGGUUCAAAGUUGUCCAUUUCAGCUACAUUCUAUUGAGUUCUAUUUAUCACAUUUUAAAAAUUCCCUCAAAAAUAAAUUCAGAUUACUGACUUGGACUCCUUAGGAAUACAUAAUGAUACAACCAACUUAGAUUAACUGAAAACCCAAUGGUAUAACUAAGCUGUUUGAAAUACUCCCAAAAUAUUUACUCCCGAGCAUACCAUCUGUAAAUGGAUAUAAGCAUUGCUUCUGUAACGAAAAAGAUUUCUAACAUCUGUUCUCUGCUACAUGUUUCUUAAAUCAUCUUUUCAAAUUAAUAGAAAUGGGCAAUUUAAACAAUAAACCAGCUUUAUUGUGGAUAAA